Aspergillus mulundensis is the source of this 2526-nucleotide messenger RNA. RefSeq lists its product as uncharacterized. The transcript is spliced from 5 exons. NCBI's taxonomy places the organism in Eukaryota, Fungi, Ascomycota, Eurotiomycetes, Eurotiales, Aspergillaceae. The record is from RefSeq and is a predicted model, not a curated record. The coding region runs from base 1 to 2526 and encodes 841 amino acids. Gene Ontology annotation, biological process: carbohydrate metabolic process. Gene Ontology annotation, molecular function: hydrolase activity, hydrolyzing O-glycosyl compounds; chitin binding.
AUGUGGCCCUCUUGGCCUGUAACGGCCGUUCUCUUCGCACUUCCAGCAGCGCUGCUCGCCAGUCCGCUCUGUCCUGCUCCCUGCACCGACGACCCAAGCAAGUGGACGCCGUACUCGUCCCUGUCCAACCUUAAGGACUGCAACCACCCGGUGUUGCUCGACUUCUCGUCCCAUGAACUAGCCAACACUGUUAAAGAUGCCGCCAAUGUGUCGUUUAAAAUCCUAGCCUGCACCGUUGACGAUAGCCCAGACACCCCUUUCGCGUCCUUUUACACUGUGCCGGGUCAAGGAGAAGGUGGGCAAACUGAGGAUGAUGCGUCGCGGCUCCGACCAUUCGACUUCUUCCUCAACCUCUUGCAGACCGUCGUGAACCAGACAGCGAACCGCGAUACCUUCAGCGUGCUUGGCCGUCUCAACUCGGUAUGGGUCGGUAUCUACCGGGGUGACGCAGUAAACGACACUCUGGCCCUCUCCGCCAUUGAUAGGAUCAGGCAUGAAUGGCAUGCCAGACCACUCCCUCGAGCGGGAAUCCAACUCUGCGGCGGCGACCGAGAUGCCGACCAUACGUUUGGCAUCGCCUUUGACCCAACAGGGGAUACUGUGUUUGUCGAGCAAGCCAUUGGCUCAUGGACAAAGGGCGAGUGUCUGGAAAGCGAAGAGGCAUUCGACCUCGUGGAUUCUGCUGCCGUCAAAGAGCCAACGCGUGAAUCACUCUCCGCAAAGUCUGUUAAUUCAGCCAAUGCCACGAUUGCCGGCUUCUCGACGCAACUCAACUGCAAUACCAUCACGGUAAAACCAGGAGAUACCUGCACCAGACUUGCGGACAGAUGCAACAUCACCGGGGCGGAGUUCAUGAAGUACAACCCACAGAAGGGGCUAUGUUCGUGGCUGCGACCGGGCGAAGAAGUAUGUUGUUCUAGCAAGAAGUCCACCAAGCCUGAUCCGAUCAUGAACAAAGAUGGAUCGUGCGCUACUUACAUGACCCAAGAAGACGACACUUGCGCCUCCAUUGCUCAGGACUUCAUGAUCGAGGAGAGCCAGAUUCAAUUCUAUAAUGACGGCCGAACAUGGGGCUGGAGUGGCUGCGACAAUAUCCACGGGGGUAUGAACAUUUGUCUGAGCCAAGGUAUUCCACCACUGCCGGCCCCCAGAACUGGCGCAGUCUGCGGUCCGACUGUUCCAGGAACAGAAAUGCCGACAGAUGGAGCGCCACUCGCAAAUUUGAAUCCUUGCCCUCUCAACGCAUGUUGCAAUACCCUUGGCGAAUGCGGAGCGACCCCAGAAUACUGCGUCUACGAAGAGGGUCCGACCGGGAACCCGGGAACAGCGCCUCAAGGCAAGAAGGGUUGCAUAUCGAACUGCGGCAUGGACAUCGUCGACAACUCGCCGCCGCCUGGUGAGUUCAUGAGAAUCGGAUACUACGAAUCAUUCAAUCUUGACCGACCGUGCCUUAACCUCCUCGCCGCUCACAUCAACGUCAACGACUACAGCCAUAUUCACUGGGGAUUCGCGUCAGUCAGCAGGGACUUUCGCAUCAGCAUCAACGACACUCAUAACCAAUGGCUGGACUUCUUAGCCCUGCAGGGCGUUAAGCGCAUUGUGUCAUUUGGCGGCUGGGGAUAUACUGUCAAUGGAGCUGCUUACGAUGUGCUGCGCGAGGCCAUGCUACCGGAGAACGUUGACAGAUUCAUUGUCAGCGUGCUGGAGUUUAUUGCGGACAACAACCUGGACGGUGUAGAUUUUGACUGGGAGUAUCCGGGGGCCUCCGACCCCCAAGACGUUUCCCUAGAUAUCCCCCAAGACCAGCGCGCGGACGGUCCGAACUACCUCGCCUUCGUCAAGAAGCUCCGAAAGAUUUUCCCUCCCGGUAAAAGCAUUUCGGUCGCUGCGCCCGCAACGUACUGGCAUCUGCAGGCAUUUCCUAUUGCGGAGAUGUGGGAGCACGUCGACUAUCUCAUUUACAUGACAUACGACUUCCAUGGCCAAUGGGACUACGAGACCUCUGUCAUCCAGGACUGGUGCAAAGGAGGAAACUGUCUGAGAAGCCAUGUGAACCUGACGGAAACGGAAUGGGCCCUUUCGAUGAUCACGAAAGCCGGUGUCCCGCGAAAUGCCAUUACUAUCGGCGUUGCCAGUUACGGGCGUGCCUUUGGCAUGGUUGACCCUGACUGCACUAAGCCAGAGUGCCGGUUUACUGGACCGCGGACUGCAGCCAUCCCAGGAAUGUGCACCAGGACUCCCGGUCUUCUCGCCAUUGCAGAGAUCGAAGCGCUGAUGAUCGAAGGAGACAUCAACGAGUCGUAUUACGACGCCGCCUCGGACUCGAACGUUCUUGUCUACAACGAGACGCAAUGGGUCGGGUUCAUGAGCAAGAGUACGAUGCGAAGACGGGUGGAGCGCUACCGGCGCAUGAAUUUUGCGGGCUUCGCCAACUGGGCAGUCGACCUGACGCAUUGGAGUGGAGAUGAUGUUGAGACCGAAGAGGCGAGUCUGUGGGGGUUGCCAAAAAACGGGACUGCGACUUGA